ACUGACAUUUCCAAUGACAUUGAAAUGUCUUUGUGUUUUUUUUAACCAUUUUUAGUAUGUGUGUAGUUCUGUGAUUUUGUUUUUUCGUAUCAAAAUGCGGAGCCGAAGCAAUUCGGGGGUGCGCCUCGACUACUACCAGCGCGUAGUCCAUCGAAUCAUCAUGUCCAACCAACACCCAGUCACAGGAUUGUUCCCAGCUAGCAGUCAAAACAGCCACGCGUGGAUCCGCGAUAAUGUGUACUGCAUACUAGCGGUAUGGGGGCUCUCAAUGUCCUACAAGAAAAUGGCUGAUCAAGACGAAGAUAGAGCCAAAACGUACGAACUGGAGCAGUCCUGUGUCAAACUAAUGAGGGGUCUUUUAAUGGCCAUGAUGCAACAAAAAGACAAAGUUGAACGAUUUAAACAAACACAAAAUCCUUUGGAUUCGUUGCAUGCCAAGUACGCCUCAACUACCGGACAGAUCGUGGUUGGGGACAAUGAAUGGGGCCACCUACAAAUUGAUGCUAUAUCACUGUACUUGUUAAUAUUAGCACAAAUGACUGCAUCCGGGUUGCAGAUAGUUUUUAAUUUAGAUGAGGUUGCGUUUAUACAGAAUUUGGUGUUUUAUAUUGAGUGUGCUUAUUGCACUCCAGAUUAUGGUAUUUGGGAAAGGGGGGAUAAAACCAAUCACGGGUUACCUGAGUUAAAUGCUAGUUCCAUAGGAAUGGCAAAGGCUGCUUUGGAAGCCAUGAAUGAGUUGGACUUGUUUGGGGCCAGAGGGGGCCCUUAUAGUAUUAUACAUGUGUUGGCAGAUGAAGCCCAAAAAUGCCAGGCUGUCUUACAAUCAAUGCUUCCAAGAGAAUCCAGCUCCAAGGAAAUUGACAGUGGCUUAUUGGCAGUGAUAAGUUUUCCAGCUUUUGCUGUAGAUGACCCUGGCCUUCUCCAAUAUACCAGGGAUCAGAUUAUAGAGAAAUUACAAGGUCGCUAUGGCUGUAAGCGAUUCCUCAGGGAUGGUUAUAAAACCCCAAAAGAAGAUCCUAGAAGACUGUAUUAUGAGCCUUGGGAGCUCAGAAUGUUCCAAAACAUCGAAUGCGAAUGGCCUUUGUUUUUCUGUAAUUUAAUUUUAGAUCACUGUUUUAGAGGUAAUAAAUCAGGGGCUGCAGAAUAUACGCGUCAACUGGAGGAUAUAAUGGUUAGGACUGAAGAUGGGCUGAGAUUAGUUCCUGAGUUGUAUGCAGUACCUGCAGAGUCUGUGGCAGCUGAGUACAAAGAACCGGGAACCCAACAAAGGAAAGCGCUGGGACAGUGCCCAUUUUUAUGGGCGCAGUCCUUGUAUAUUGUAGGAAAGUUAUUACAAGAGGGUUUUCUGGCCCCUGGCGAACUAGACCCCCUCAAUCGUAGGCUGUGCUCCGAAAAAAAGCCCGAUGUGGUGGUCCAAGUCGUGAUUUUAGCCGAAGACAACGAAAUUAGAGACAAAUUAGCCGAACAUGACAUCCUGGUUCAAACUAUCACUGAAGUAGCGCCAAUCGAGGUUCAACCCGCUCGAGUAUUGUCACAUUUAUACACAUAUCUAGGCAGGAAUAAGAAGCUGGGUCUCUCUGGUCGCAAAUCCCGCGACGUCGGUAUCCUCAGCACCAGCAAGCUCUACUCCCUCGGCGACAAAAUCUUCGCCUUCACGCCACAGUUUACGGACAUGUCUCACAAUUACAUUGCGAGCGACUAUGAACUGAUGAUAGAUAUUUGCAAGAGCGAGAUAAAUUUCUUGAAGUCGAGUUGGCAGAAUAUGUUGGGCCGACCACUUGUUACAAUAGCCUGUAGGAGGGUGCAUUUAGACGAAGGGAAAAUCCCUCUGGCGAUGAUCACGACAAUGAAGAAGUUGAAGUCGGGGUACAUCAACGGCACGAGGGUCACACUGGGCAAUCUCAACGACUUCCUGAGCACUAGUUGCGUCACCAAUUUGAGCUUCUUAGGGUGCCACGAAGACGGCUUGCCGGACAAGCUGAACCCACAAGUGCGACAAUAUCUUGAAGAUCACUUAGUUAAGUCACUGUCUAGCAAAUCGUCGCUUUUGCUGCACUCUGGCGGCAGAAAUAGAAGUAAACACUUGAAGAGAAGAAUGUCGGUCAGAGGAGCCAUCAAGAAGACCAGGUCAAUCAAUGUUGACUGUAAGUUGUCGGUUUCGCGCGCUUUAUUUAAACUGAAUUCAGGUGACAUUUUCAUGCGACCGAUUCUACUAAAACAUGCCGAAACUCUGGGCAUGGAAGGUAACGCAACCAUCGAACGCCGCGGCUCCAUGUUCAUAGCAAGCAACUGGCAAGACAGCGUCGACCACGCCAGCGCCGAGCACGCCCGCUCCCCGUCCCCAGAGCCUCAAAAGACCGACCCCCUAACCCAGAAACGAACCGUCCCCAACAUCAGCGUCACCCGCCACAAAACCAACUCAGAAACACAGUACGCCGACACCGAAGUCGAUGAGCUCUUCGCCAUGCUGCGCGAAUCCGAGUCCCUAGACGAACAAGGUGACAUCUUGCAGUACCUCGUCGACUCCAAGGGUCUGGAUUUCCACACGGGAAUGCUAGACUUCGGCAAACCGGUCACCGUCCGAGACCUACUCAAGGGGUUAUACGAGAAAGCUUGCCAGCAGAAAAUGUGGGGUUUGGUCAGACAUACCGCAGGCAUGCUGGGGAAAAGAGUGGAGGACUUGGCGAAGUCAGUCACGGAUUUGCUGGUGCGGCAAAAACAAAUCACUGUGGGGAUGCCCCCCAAUAACGAGCACACGAUUACGGCGCCGUUACCCGAAAGCGAGUUGAGGUUGUUGAUCCACGAGGCGUACGGCGAAGAUGACAGUACGGCGAUGUUGACCCAGGAGUUGUUGGUUUAUUUGGCGAUGUUUAUCAGGACGGAGCCGCAGCUGUUCUUGGAGAUGUUGAGAUUAAGAGUGGGGUUGAUUAUUCAGGUUAUGGCGACGGAGUUGUCGAGGACGUUGAUUUGUGACGGGGAUGAGGCGUCGGAGCACUUGCUCAAUUUGAGUCCGUUUGAGAUGAAGAAUUUGCUGCAUCAUAUUAUUAGUGGCAAAGAAUUUGCAAUUAGUAGUGUAGGUAGAGGAAACUUUUCAGUCGUUAGCAGCAAGUCAAACCGUAUCAGUAAGAAAAGCCACAUCAGCCUAGGCGCUGAAAGCUCCGAUGACUUAAUCGAAGCCGAUCGUCAAGGUCAGUGGUUACGUCGCCGCCGGUUAGAUGGCGCUUUAAACAGAGUACCACGUGACUUCUACCCUCGCGUAUGGAGCGUCCUUGAAAAAUGUCAAGGCAUCGACAUCGCUGGAAAAGUUUUACCCCAAAGCCUAACACAAGAAAUGACCUCGGGCGAAUUAAAGUUCGCUCUUGCUGUGGAAACCGUUUUAAAUACAAUCCCACAGCCCGAAUAUCGGCAACUGAUUGUCGAAGCUUUGAUGGUUUUGACAUUAGUGGCGGAAUAUAACGUAGCGCCAUCUUUGGGUGGCGUGAUUCAAAUAGAGCAUCUGGUUCAUAUCGCCAACGAGUUGUUUUUGGAUGAUCAGAUGAAGUGUGAUGGCGACGCUACACUGUGUUGUGGUAAACCAAAGGAACUGAGAGAAACGUCAAAAAUGGGAGGUUUAUUGUGUGGCGGCGCUGCCUACAUCUGUCAACAUUUCUACGACAGCGCUCCUAGCGGCUGUUAUGGAACUAUGACAUAUAUGAGUAGAGCUGUAGCGGUAACGUUGGAUUGUCUUCCGAAACAUGGAGAGUUAGACUGCACCAUCAGUUAAUUAUGAUCUGUUAUUUAGAUAUUGUUUAGAGUGGGGUUGUUAAUAAAAUACAGUUAUCUGUU
Messenger RNA from Zophobas morio, 3825 nucleotides. Its product is annotated as probable phosphorylase b kinase regulatory subunit alpha. NCBI's taxonomy places the organism in Eukaryota, Metazoa, Arthropoda, Insecta, Coleoptera, Tenebrionidae. Gene Ontology annotation, biological process: glycogen metabolic process. The coding region runs from base 95 to 3763 and encodes 1222 amino acids. The transcript has 14 exons. The record is from RefSeq and is a predicted model, not a curated record. Gene Ontology annotation, molecular function: calmodulin binding. Gene Ontology annotation, cellular component: phosphorylase kinase complex.